UUGACGCUGAAAAAGAUCAAGGGAGAAAUCAAAAUAGGUGUUAUGAUGGAGAUGAGUCUCCUGAUUUGAUGCCCAUGCCCAUACGAGUAAUUCAAGAGUUCGGAAUGAAUUUGAAGUGUUGCAAAUGCUUGGAAAAAAGAGAGUUUGCUUGUCAAGGUACGUAAUAUAUUGGAAGGCUGUCUCUAUGCGAUCAAAAGAAUUUCUUUGAAUCCGAGAAGUGUUCUGUUUAAUCGCAAAAUUACUCGAGAAGAGAGGUUACACUUUCUAGAUUGAAUCAUGAAAAUAUUGUAAGACGGAAGUCUCCAGAGACAUGUUGCGAGGGACAAGACAGUUAUUAGAAAGAAAUUAUUUGACACAAAGGGAAGAGAGUUUAAGUAUAGAUCGAUACGUAUACCAAAGGACGUCAAACCUUUUCAUUACGACUUAUUUAUACAUCCCAACCUCGAGAAGCUCACUUUUCAAGGCAGAGUUCGAAUAAAAAUGCGUUGCUUUAAAAACACGCGUCGUGUGAUUUUCCACGUAAAAAAUCUUCGAUAUGAAAAGAUAAAGUUGACUCGUGAGGAGACUGGGGAGGACAAUACUGAAAUCAAGGUGAAAGACAUUGCCGAAAACAAGGAACUCAACUUAGUCACUUUGGAGUUGGAAAAUCAGCUGAAAAUGAACGGGAAGUACGUUCUAAGUAUGGAUUUUGAAGGAGAAAUAUCAAAUAACAUGGAAGGGUUUUAUAAGAGUUCCUAUAGGACAAAAGAUGGCGAAACACGGGUGCUCGCCGCAACUCAUUUUGAGCCCGUAUACGCACGGUCAGCGUUCCCAUGUUUCGAUGAGCCCGAGCUCAAAGCGACGUUUGAGAUAAAGAUUUUGCGUGGUGCAAAGUACUCUUCCAUCUCCAACAUGCCUUUGAAGAAGAACGGCGCAAAGGGGAUGUUUUUGGAUCAUUUUGAAAAAACAGUCAAGAUGAGCACGUACCUGGUUGCGUAUGUGGUCAGCGAUUUUAAAUAUACGGAAACUACGACAAAAAAUGGUAUUAAGCUCCGUGUCUGGGCGAAGGAACAGGCUUUAAAUGACACGAAGCAUGCUUUGGAUGUUGCGCGACAUGUUUUGACAUAUUACGAAGAAUUCUUCAACAUAAAGUACCAGUUACCGAAAAUGGAUCUAAUCGCUCUUCCCGAUUUCAUCGCUGGUGUGAUGGAGAACUGGGGACUAGUGACGUUUCGUGAGACGCUCUUGCUGUUUAAUCCAAAAUCAGGAAGCGCCAGCGACCGUCAAAUGGUGACGGUCGUUAUUGCGCAUGAGUUGGCACAUCAGUGGUUUGGUAAUCUUGUGACGAUGAAAUGGUGGAAUGAUCUUUGGUUAAACGAGGGAUUUGCAAACUACAUCGAGUAUGUGGGAGCUGAUGUUUAUGCUAAAGAUUGGAAAAUGCUCGAUCAAUUUGCGUCGGAUACCUUUCAAUCAGCGUUACAGUUUGACAGUAUCGUCAACACACAUCCUAUAUCUGUACCAGUCGACAAUCCUGCGCAAAUCAACGAAAUUUUUGAUGGCAUUUCGUACGACAAGGGUUCUUCUGUGAUUCGCAUGUUGAGAAGCUUUCUGGGAAAUGAUAACUUUCGUAAGGGUCUCCAGCAUUACUUAAAGAGAUAUGUUUACGAAAAUGCUGUUGCAGACGAUUUAUGGAAAGCGCUCAGCGAGGUUAGUAAGCUGGACGUGAAGUCAAUAAUGGAUAGUUGGAUAAAACAGAAAGGUUAUCCUGUUGUUACAAUUAAAGCAUCAAAGCUUCAUCACGACAAACACAGAAUAGAAAAAAUAAUGGAAGUAACACAAGAACGUUUCCUCAUCGAUUCUUCCCUGAAUAGACAUCAACGAAAAAACGAGAUAGGAGACAAGAAAUGGUACAUACCGCUGACCUACAUCACGCAAGAUUCGGACAUAGAGCAUACGUUUUGGAUCAACCAUACUUCAAGCAGCUCGUUUUCUCUCAAGAAUUCAGGCUGGUUGAAAGCAAAUGUCGGUCACAUGGGAUUGUAUCGUGUCAAUUACGACGAGGAGAACUGGGAACUACUGAGUCAGCAACUUCUCCAAAACCAUACGGUAUUUACGUCAGUUGAUAGAAGUGGUUUGCUGGAUGAUGCAUUUAAUCUGGGAAGGGCUGGACUCGUUUCCAUGACAGUUCCUCUGAAAUUGACUCGCUAUCUCAAUAAAGAGACGGAAUAUUUUCCUUGGCACAGUGCCCUGGGUUCUUUGUCCUAUAUCGGAUCAAUGAUAUCGCUGACCGAGUCCUAUGGACUUUAUAAGAAAUAUUUGGUGAAGAAAUUAAAACCACUUGAACUGAAGAUGAAGUGGGAAGACAAAGGAACAGUUCUGGAUAGAUAUCUGCGAGCUUUGGUACUGAAUUCUCUUUGUGAUAAAGGUGAUCAAGGAUGCAUCGACAUUGCGCAGGAGCUUUUCACAAAGUUUGUCGAUAAUGACGAAAAGCUCUCCAUAUCUCCUCAUCUACGGCAAACCGUCUACACUACGGUCAUCAGAAAUGGUGGAAUGACGGAGUGGGAAUUCUUAUGGUCGAAGUAUAAUGAAGAAACUGACGCUACACAUAAACGAAAAAUAUUGUUGGGAUUGACUUCAUCACGGGAACCUUGGCUUUUGCAAAGAAUUCUCGAUGAUGCACUCGUUGGGAAGACAAUUCGACGGCAGGAUAUGAUGUCAGCAAUACUUGGCGUCAGCGGUAAUUCAGUUGGGCGACUACAAGCUUGGGAAUUUUAUAAAGAAAAUUUUGAUAAAAUAGUCAAAAGCGUGGGUGAGGAUUCCAGCGAUUUUGGUUUAAUGCUAGAAAGUCUUACAAGCACCUUCAACAAAAAGUUUCAACUUCAAGAGGUAAGCGAUUUUAUCGAGAAACAUUCGCGGUUAUUUGGAAAAACGAGGUCUGGAAGGAAAGCAAUUGAAAAAAUAAAGACGAACAUACACUGGAUGAAGUCAAACUAUGAAACGAUCUUUAACUGGCUGAAAAAGUCAACGAUGAAUAUUAAUACAAUACUCAAAGAUUUCUGCAGAAAAUUAACAGCAUCUUCAUGAGAUUGUGGAUCAACUCAGUAGGAAGAUAUUGAUGACAGUAACAGAUAUUGUACCAUUAUGUGAAGUAAUUUGAAAAUUAUUUUUAAAAAGCAUGUUGGUCCUUUACACAUGUUCACAAUGUGUAAAACAGCAUGUUGAUUUUUAACACGUGUUCACAAUGUGUAAAACAGCAUGUUGAUUUUUAACACGUGUUCACAAUGUGUAAAAACAGCAUUUGAUCUUUACACAUGUUCACAAUGUGUAAAAACAGAAUGUUGAUCCUUUACACAUGUUCACAAUGUGUAAAAACAGCAUGUUGGUCCUUUACACACAUGUUCACAAUGUGUAAAAACAGCAUGUUGAUCUUUAACACAUGUUCACAAUGUGUAAAAACAGCAUGUUGAUCUUUAACACAUAAAUUCACAAACAUCCAAUAAUUCCAUAACAGAGCCAGUCUAGUCAUAUUGAUCAAAAACGAAAGUGCAAAAGAAAAAGAAAAAAGUUUAUGAUUCCCAAAA
Molecule: messenger RNA, 3560 nt
Organism: Xenia sp. Carnegie-2017
Lineage: Eukaryota; Metazoa; Cnidaria; Anthozoa; Malacalcyonacea; Xeniidae
Product: aminopeptidase N-like
Biological process (GO): peptide catabolic process; proteolysis
Cellular component (GO): cytoplasm
Molecular function (GO): zinc ion binding; metalloaminopeptidase activity; peptide binding
Source: RefSeq, a predicted model, not a curated record